Molecule: messenger RNA, 420 nt
Organism: Knipowitschia caucasica
Lineage: Eukaryota; Metazoa; Chordata; Actinopteri; Gobiiformes; Gobiidae
Source: the annotation of a GenBank genome assembly
AUGGAGCCACGAGGAUCUGACCCCAAGACUGAACCUGGACUCAGACCUGCUCCCAGCUCUGUGUCUCUGAAAAGGGACCACUCCACAGCCUUUCCCCCAGACUUUAGAGAGGAUCGUCCUGAAGAGGAGAGCCUCUGCAAAAUGGAGCCUCAAAGAUCUAAACCUGAACCUGAACCCAGACCUGGACCUGCUCCCAGCUCUGUGUCUCUGAAAAGUGACCAGUCCAGGGAUGUAAGUCCUGCAUUUAGUGAAGAUCCUCCUGCAGAGCAGAGUCUCUGCAACAUGGAGCCACAAGGAUCUGGCCCCGGGUCUAAACCUAGACCUGGACCUGCUCCCAGCUCUCAGUCCCUGAAAAGUGUUGCGUCGAUGGUUCUUCCUCCUCUUAACUUCAGUGAAGAUGGUCCUGAAGAGCAGAGGUGA